Molecule: messenger RNA, 311 nt
Organism: Penaeus monodon (black tiger shrimp)
Lineage: Eukaryota; Metazoa; Arthropoda; Malacostraca; Decapoda; Penaeidae
Product: fibrillin-2-like
Exons: 3
Molecular function (GO): calcium ion binding
Source: RefSeq, a predicted model, not a curated record
AUAUUGAUGAAUGUGAGCGGAUUCCUGGGCUUUGUCGUGGUGGACGCUGUAUCAAUACACCAGGCAGCUUCAGGUGUGAGUGUCCUCCAGGCCAUGAGCUCUCUGCCAGCCAGCGGUAUUGUAAGGAUAUUGAUGAAUGCUCACAGUCAUCAGGUAUCUGCUCGAACGGUGUGUGUGAAAACAUGAUGGGAACAUAUCAGUGUAUGUGCAAUGACGGCUACCAGCAAACAGGCCAGAAGUCUCAUUGUGAAGACAUUGAUGAGUGCAGCGUCAAACAAUGGUGGUUGUGAUGAUAUAUGCAUCAAUACCCC